This is a messenger RNA of Cervus elaphus (red deer), 2678 nucleotides long. RefSeq names its product zinc finger protein 180 (gene ZNF180). Lineage: Eukaryota; Metazoa; Chordata; Mammalia; Artiodactyla; Cervidae. Gene Ontology annotation, molecular function: DNA-binding transcription repressor activity, RNA polymerase II-specific. The coding region runs from base 16 to 2238 and encodes 740 amino acids. The transcript has 6 exons. Gene Ontology annotation, biological process: negative regulation of transcription by RNA polymerase II. The record is from RefSeq and is a predicted model, not a curated record.
UGGGCGAUCUGGGACAUGCGUGGGUGGUGCUUCAGCCUCAGAUCACGGAAGUUGGUGGUGAUGCUGGGGCAACUGCGGAUCCCGGUACUGUGCUCUGCGCGCGUCCCAGGAGACAAAGGUUCGAUCGCUAGGAUGGGAAGAUGCCCUGGAGAAGUGAAUGGCAACCCACUCGAGUAUUCUUCCUGGGAAGUCCCAUGGACAGAGGAGCCUCUCAGGAUCUCAGGCCCCUGCCUGUGCCUGGAGGAGAGCAUGGAAAAGCAGGAUGAGAAGCCCCAGGGGCCCCUGAAGGCCUGCGUGCAGGACUCUCUCCUUCCUCAGGAGAUUAUCAUCAAGGUUGAGGGAGAAGAUGCCGGGUCACUGGCCGUCCCAUCCCAGGAGGGAGUGAACUUCAAAAUAGUGACUGUGGACUUCACUCAGGAAGAAGAAGGCACUUUGAGCUCUGCUCAGAGGACCCUGGACAGAGAUGUGAUCCUGGAAAACCACAGGGACUCUUGGGACUCGGCAACUGCACUUGGAAGAAGAGAAUCGAGAUUGAAGCAGAGCAUUUUUGAUGACAAACUCUCCCCUAGCGUGAAGACAGAAAAGUUGACAAGAGAUGAUCCUUGGUUAUCUUCAUGUGAAGAAUUUCAGGAUUGUAAAGAGCUAUUGGAGAAGCAGCAGGAAAAACGAGAGAGACUUUUAAAGGAAGUGACAUUUACUCACAGGAAAGCCAUUGCUCAUGAGAGACACUGCAAAAAUGAUAGCCCUGAGGAGAAGGCUGGUCUGAAUUCCAGUCUUCUUUCAUCACAGAUGAUACCCAUAAGAAACCAUUUUCAUAAACAUGCUUCACAUGUUAAAAAAUUGCAUUAUAAUUCUAUGGUAAACACUCAUCAGAUGAUUACAAACAGUGAGAAACUCUGUGAACAUAAUGAAUUUGGAAACCUCCCCCAGAGUAUUCAUUUUUUUCAGUUUACAAGAACUCAAACAGAAGAGAAAUCCUAUGGAUUUAGUGACAGUAUUCAACCUUUUAACCAUGGUACACCCUUAAACAUACACGAGAAAAUACAUGCACAAGGAAGAUCCUUUGAUUUUAAGGAAUGUGGGCAAGUUUUGAACCACAGCAUAUCCCAUAACGAACAGAGAAACUCCAUUGGAGAGAGUCAGUAUAAAUGUCGUAAGACCUCCCAGAGUUCAUCCCUUGCUCAAAACGUGAGAAAUCAUUCUGAAGAGAAGCCCUUUGAAUGUAAUCAGUGUGGGAAAUCCUUCAGUUGGAGCUCUCAUCUUGUUGCACAUCAGAGAACUCAUACAGGGGAGAAACCUUAUGAAUGUAACGAAUGUGGGAAAUCAUUCAGCCGCAGCUCUCACCUUGUUUCCCAUCAAAGAACUCAUACUGGAGAGAAACCAUAUAGAUGUAAUCAGUGUGGUAAAUCCUUUAGCCAGAGCUAUGUCCUUGUUGUGCAUCAGAGAACUCAUACUGGAGAGAAGCCUUAUGAGUGCAAUCAGUGUGGAAAGUCAUUCAGACAGAGCUACAAACUUAUUGCACAUCAAAGAACUCAUACUGGAGAGAAGCCCUAUGAAUGUAAUCAAUGUGGGAAAUCAUUUAUCCAGAGCUAUAAACUUAUUGCCCAUCAAAGAAUUCAUACUGGAGAAAAGCCCUAUGAAUGCAAUCAAUGUGGAAAGUCUUUUAGUCAAAGUUACAAACUUGUUGCCCACCAGAGAACUCACACAGGAGAAAAACCCUUUGAAUGUAAUCAGUGUGGAAAAUCCUUCAGCUGGAGCUCUCAACUUGUUGCACACCAAAGAACUCACACUGGAGAGAAACCCUACGAGUGUAAUGAGUGUGGGAAAUCUUUCAACCGCAGUUCUCACCUUGUUAUGCAUCAGAGAACUCAUACUGGAGAGAAACCCUAUGAAUGUAAUCAGUGUGGGAAGUCUUUCAGCCAGAGUUAUGUCCUUGUUGUACAUCAGAGAACUCACACUGGAGAAAAGCCCUAUGAGUGCAGUCAGUGUGGAAAAUCCUUCAGGCAGAGUUCAUGCCUUACUCAACAUCAGAGAACUCAUACUGGAGAGAAACCCUAUGAAUGUAAUCAGUGUGGAAAAACAUUCAGCUUGAGUGCUCGACUUAUUGUACAUCAAAGAACUCAUACUGGAGAGAAACCCUUUACAUGUAAUCAGUGUGGGAAAGCUUUCAUUAAUAGUUCUAAACUUAUUAGACAUCAGGCAACUCAUACAGAAGAGAAACCCUAUGGAUGUAACUAGCUUGGAAAUCUUUCAGCAGAGUAUAUCCCUUCCUCGCCUCCCUCUCUCCCUCACUCUUUCCCUUUCUCCCUUUAGCCCCUCAUUCCCUUGUUCCUUCCUUCCAUUCCUCCAGGAUUACAUGUAUUGGAAAAAACAAGCAUGAAAAUAGUAUGUGGAAAAAGAGCUUUCUGUUAGCUCUCUGUUCAACUGUGUAUCUGAAAACUCUGGAGAAGAAAGAGAAAAAGUAUGAAUCAUGUAUUUUACUUAGCUAUUCCAUGUUUUAAAAAAAUCAAACUUGACCCUUGUUAAACAUUCCCAUGAGAGUGAUAACUCUUGGCACUUUUCCUUGCAGAAAGCACUUCGACCUGAAUUUGAGAGAAUUAUCAAAAAUGGGCAAUAUGCUGUGGAGUGAUUGCCAGUGAGGUAGACAUCUUUUCCAAUAAAGAAUAAAUGAGAGGGGA